Molecule: messenger RNA, 3357 nt
Organism: Equus quagga
Lineage: Eukaryota; Metazoa; Chordata; Mammalia; Perissodactyla; Equidae
Gene: SLC7A10
Product: solute carrier family 7 member 10
Exons: 12
Coding region: 630-2333 (567 amino acids)
Biological process (GO): D-alanine transmembrane transport; D-serine transmembrane transport; amino acid transmembrane transport
Cellular component (GO): membrane
Molecular function (GO): neutral L-amino acid transmembrane transporter activity; L-amino acid transmembrane transporter activity
Source: RefSeq, a predicted model, not a curated record
GUGGCCUCAUCCGCAUGCAGGGGACUGCGCGGCGCGGCGGCCGCCAGGAAAGGACAAAGACUGUUCUGCCGCCGGCCGCACCGUGCCAGGCUCGCCCCGCCCGCCGCCCCGGUGGCCCCCGACGCGGCCCCCCUUGUGUCUGCUCGGCGGGCCGGGGCUGCACCGUCCGGACGGCUUCCGGGAGGAGGCAGCCUCGCUCGGGCCCUGCACGCCUGACCUCCUCCUGAGACCUCAGGGGUCAUAGCCCCCUUCUCGGUACCUCCCGGGAGGUUGAGGUGGCCUCCUCUCCUGGAGCCGGGCUGGACUGCGCGGGGUCUUUGCCAAAGACCCGAGUUCUAGUCCACUGAGCCUCGACUUUGACCUGUGGCCAGGCCUCUGCCGGACGCAGUCCGGAGCCCCGCCGGGUGCAAAGAACUCCUUCCAGGACUCCCGCAAGGCCAUGGGUCCUUGGGGCCCCUCUUCACCACGACCUUGUCUCCCCAGACUUUGGAUGGCCCGGAUCGGCGGGCAGGGCCGCGGGGGGAGUCCCCUUUAAGGCAGGAGGGGGGAGGGGGCUGCCGGCUGGCCCUCCUUCCGCCCCUCCCUGGCCCCCGCCACCCCGGCCCAGGGCCCGGGCCCCGCGCCAGCGCAUGCGCCCGCCGGUGGGCGCUGUCCGGGCUGCCAGGGCGGCGCGCGCACCGACAGACGGACGCACCGACGGAGCGGCGGCCGGUCGGACAGACGGGUCAGCGCAGGGAGCGGGGACGUGGCGGGACAGUGACAUGGCCGGCCAUACGCAGCAGCCGAGCAGGCGCGGGAACCCCGGCCCUGCGCCUUCGCCCUCCUCCGGCCCUGGCCCCGGCCCCGGCGCCUCGGAGCGGGUGGCGCUCAAGAAGGAGAUCGGGCUGGUGAGCGCCUGCACCAUCAUCAUCGGGAACAUCAUCGGCUCGGGCAUCUUCAUCUCCCCCAAGGGAGUCCUGGAGCACUCAGGCUCUGUGGGUCUGGCCCUCUUCGUCUGGGUCCUGGGUGGGGGCGUCACUGCCCUGGGCUCCCUCUGCUACGCGGAGCUGGGAGUCGCCAUCCCCAAGUCUGGCGGGGACUACGCCUAUGUCACCGAGAUCUUCGGGGGCCUGGCUGGCUUCCUGCUGCUCUGGAGCGCCGUCCUCAUCAUGUACCCCACCAGCCUGGCCGUCAUCUCCAUGACCUUCUCGAACUACGUGCUCCAGCCCGUGUUCCCCAACUGCAUCCCCCCGGCCGCUGCAUCCCGUGCACUCUCCAUGGCCUGCCUGAUGCUUCUGACGUGGGUGAAUAGCUCCAGCGUGCGCUGGGCCACGCGCAUCCAGGACAUCUUCACUGGUGGGAAGCUGCUGGCCCUGUCACUCAUCAUUGGCGUGGGCUUUCUUCAGAUCUUCCAAGGACGCUUUGAGGAGCUGAGGCCCAGUAAUGCCUUCGACUUCUGGAUGACACCCUCCGUGGGUCACCUGGCCCUGGCCUUCCUCCAGGGCUCCUUUGCCUUCAGCGGAUGGAACUUCCUCAACUAUGUCACUGAGGAGCUGGUUGACCCUCGAAAGAACCUACCUCGCGCCAUCUUCAUCUCCAUCCCGCUGGUGACCUUUGUGUACGCCUUCACCAACGUCGCCUACUUCACCGCCAUGUCCCCCCAGGAGCUGCUGGCCUCCAACGCAGUGGCCGUGACCUUCGGGGAGAAGCUCCUGGGCUACUUCUCUUGGGUCAUGCCCGUCUCCGUGGCACUUUCCACUUUUGGAGGGAUCAAUGGCUACCUGUUCACCUCCUCCAGACUGUGCUUCUCUGGAGCCCGAGAGGGGCAUCUGCCUAGCCUGCUGGCCAUGAUCCACGUCAGACACUGCACCCCUAUCCCUGCCCUCCUCGUCUGCUGCGGGGCCACGGCGGUCAUCAUGCUCGUGGGAGACACAUACACGCUCAUCAACUACGUGUCCUUCAUCAACUACCUCUGCUAUGGAGUCACCAUCCUGGGCCUGCUCGUGCUGCGCUGGAGGCGGCCGGCGCUCCACAGGCCCAUCAAGGUGAGCCUCCUCAUCCCGGCCACGUACUUGGUCUUUUGGGCAUUCCUGCUGGUCUUCAGCUUCAUCUCGGAGCCUGUGGUGUGUGGGGUCGGCAUCGCCAUCAUCCUCACGGGGGUGCCCAUUUUCUUCCUGGGAGCGUUCUGGAGACGCAAACCAAAGUGUGUGCACAGACUCACAGAGUCAAUGACACGCUGGGGCCAGGAGCUGUGUUUCGUGGUCUACCCCCAGGACGCCCCCGAGGAGGAGGAAAAUGGCCCCUGCCAGCCCUCUGCACUGCCCGCCACAGACAAACCCUUGAAGACACAAUGAGACAUUUGUGGAGCCUAAAGCAGCUGUUUCUGUUUACAUGUUGUUUAUUGAGGAGGAGUUUUUGCAAAAAAGUUUCUUUUUCUCCUGGAAAAAAAGAGAUCCAACUCUGAGGGGCCUGUGGUAAGGAAGCCCUGAAGAUGUGGACUGGGCCCCCUGUCAGCGCUGCCCUGCUAGCUUUUCCUGGAAAGGUCUGUGAAUAAAACAGGGCUGGAGGUGCGCUUGUCUCAGGUGAGUCCUGGGCAUUGCUCGCAGGGGCCCUGGCGGGGCUGGCUGGGGAAGGUGCCUGGCUGGCCCUGGAGGAGCUCUGCCGCUCAAGCCAGGCACUCCCUCCCUCAUGGGGUCCAGAGCCACUCUGGUCCCAAAAGGACAUCAGGAUUGGGACGCAGCUGAGUGUGCCCCUCCCCAGGCCCUGAGGCCAGCCCGAGGCUCAGCCACCUGGGAGAGCCCAGGGAUUCCCACUAGAAGUGCUUCUCUUCCCAUAAAUCCCCAGGUAGCAAGGGUUGGGACUUCAGAGCCCACGGUGGGGAGACUGAUGCCCUGAGACGGGACGGGAUGCAUUUGGCCACUGUCAGUUGGUGCCUCAGCCUCUGUCCUGAGAAAGCAUCGAGCAGCAUCUCCCAGGGGCCUUGGCCUGCAAGAGACCCAUGGGCCUCCUCUACCCCAUGCCCACAUUCCCAGGCCUGCCCUUGUGCCCAGGAGAUGGGCCUCUCAGCGAAAAGGCAAGGGGCAAAGGGCAUCAGCCUGGCCACGUCCAUGCUGAUACUGCAGGCACGAGGAUGGGGCCAGAGCCUCCUGGCGCAGCUCUUCAGGGGCCUGCUGGACCAGGUCCACAUGCCCAUGGCCCUGCUCAGUCCAGACACGGCCCUGGGGUCCCACCCGAUGAUGAAGCGACAAGCCACAGAACACACUGCAGGGAGCCCUGCCCCGGCCUGCCGCCUCUCUGGAAAUGGAUUCCCAGAAUGGAGUGGGAGGACAUAGCACUGGGACCCCAUAAAGGCGCUGGAGCCAGGCCCCCCUCCCCACU